AAGGUAAUUAAUCUCUACGCUUCUCUCUCUGCAAUUACUCCUUGAGAGCAUCUCUCUCUAGAAUAUUGAGUAUUGCUGACUUGAGCGUUGGAGUGUUUUCCCCGGGGAAACAACCCUGGGAUUUUUAGGUGUAGAAGCAGCCGAGGACUUCAACAGUGUUGGAUUGCGAAGCUACCCAAACAUUUGGCGCCGUCUGUGGGAACCGAACAAGAAGUCGUGUGGCCUUACUUGUUGAAAGAUAAUAUGGUUCGUACCUUUACAGGAGGUCGCCCUCCAAGAAAUGAAAUGGACGAACAGGAGGACACUCAUGAUCACCUAAGCGAAGCGGAUGAUGAAAGAACACCAACUGGGUAUGUAUCCCAGCCUAAACAAUUCCAAGCCCCAACAGGAACAAGACAAAGACCUUCUAGACCAUACAAUUCACAGCGCGAACGACCUGAAAGGUCAACAGAACCUGCUCAGACAACCGAGCUCGAAGAGAGAACCAGAGUUCUCGAAAUGGCAAUGGGUAAAAUCCUUGCCCGUCUAAUUCUUGACGACCCCCUGAUUCCUUUGCUGAAUAGGGCUGCACAACUGGCUGCGGUUGUUGCAACUCGAAACUCCCCCGCUCUAAGCAACAUAGUAAUGCCGACCAGGCCAAGGGGGAGCAGGAAGCUAAACCUCGAGCCCAGCUCGUCCAAACAUAGUGAAGAACUGAUGAGAAAGAACGCAGACCUUGAAAGACAGCUGCGAGAUGUACAAAAGUCCAUUGACGAGCUGAAAAGUCCCAGGUCGCACCAACAAACCCUGGAUUUGGAUAGUGCUCCACUAAACCUGUCCAUCACAGCAGAACCCUAUCAAGAAGGAUUCAAAAUUCCCCACCUGGAGACAUAUGAUGGCUCGACGACCCCGAUGAACAUCUGCACACUUAUCAAGCCAUCAUGAGAAUUCAAAAUGCAAAUGAUGCCAUGAUGUGCAAAGUGUUCCCAGCGACACUGAAAUCAACAGCCAGGAGAUGG
This is a messenger RNA of Rubroshorea leprosula, 998 nucleotides long. Lineage: Eukaryota; Viridiplantae; Streptophyta; Magnoliopsida; Malvales; Dipterocarpaceae. The record is from the annotation of a GenBank genome assembly.